GAGCUCAGAAAAACGGGGAGGAGCGACGGCAUCACAGGCAUGACUUAGAGAGGAGGAGAGAAGUGAAAGAGGAUACUACCGUCCGGUACCGACACUUCAUCCGUCUCAGCUUGAUUGAACAGUGGACUGUAGAGCAUAUUUAGAAUAUCACUUUUACGUCUCUGCCAGUCAGUGUUGGGCUCUCAAGGGGGACUGUCCCGCGGCUAGCUUGUUCGCUCCUUACGCCGGCUACAUGACCAGCUAGCACAACACAGCUAACUGUCGUUAGCUUCUGGAUUCAGUUCAUCGUCCGGACCCGGCGAAGUGAGGAGCCGAGGAGGGGAAUGGCAAGAGUUUACUCGGAUAGUCCUUUCAGGAGAAACGACGAAUAACCAGACCGAAUCAGUCUCCAUUUACCUAGUUCUUUGAUUCACCGGUUGUUGGUGUCACUGUAAUCCCCACCAUGGUGCAGAAGUAUCAGUCACCUGUGCGGGUGUACAAGCAUCCCUUUGAGCUGGUGAUGGCGGCCUAUGAGCGCCGGUUUCCCACCUGUCACCUCAUCCCCAUGUUUGUGGCGAGUGACGUGGUGGAUGAGGAGAACAGCGAGGACGGUUCUACCCAAAAGAUUGAGCGCCGCUGUGCCCUGGAUGUUGACGCCCCGCGCCUGCUCAAAAGGAUUGCAGGUGUGGACUACGUCUACUUCAUCCAGAAAAACACGCUGAACAGAAAGGAGAGGACUCUUCACAUCGAGUCCCAUAAUGAGACCUUCUCCAACAGGGUCAUCAUCCAUGAGACCUGCUGCUAUUCGGUUCAUCCAGAGAAUGAGGACUGGACGUGUUUUGAACAGACAGCGAGUCUGGACAUCAAGUCCUUCUUCGGCUUUGAGAGUACAGUGGAAAAGAUUGCUAUGAAGCAGUAUGCCAGCAGUAUCAAAAAGGGAAAAGAAAUCAUAGAGUUCUACCUGAAGGAGCUAGAAGAUGAAGGGAUCACCCAGGUGCCACGUUGGACUCCCUCCUCCCUUCCCCUGACUCUCACAAGGCCAACUUGCCUUGCCACCAGCCCACCAGUCCUUCCCAAACUCGCAGUCACGCCCGCUGUUUCUGUCCCGCUGCCCACCGACGUUAAGGACUGCAGCUCUCAGGACACCAAGCAGGACAACAGCGCAGUUCAGGCUGACAGCCUAACAGAUAUCCUGGCUGGUACACCUGAAGAUAAGCUGGAUGCAGACUAUAUCAAACGUUACCUAGGUGACCUGACCCCCCUACAGGAGAGCUGUCUAAUCAGGCUUCGCAAAUGGCUGCAGGAGACGCACAAGGGAAAGAUCCCUAAGGACGAGCACAUACUGCGUUUCCUGCGUGCCAGGGACUUCAACAUGGACAAGGCGCGGGAGAUCCUUUGCCAGUCGCUGACCUGGAGGAAGCAGCACCAGGUGGACUACCUGCUGGAGACCUGGACCUCACCACAGGUCCUCCAGGACUACUACACUGGGGGCUGGCACCACCAUGAUAGAGAUGGUCGUCCUUUGUACAUCCUGAGGUUGGGCCAGAUGGACACCAAAGGACUUGUCCGUGCUCUUGGAGAAGAGUCUCUUCUCAGACAUGUGCUGUCUAUUAAUGAGGAGGGUCUGAGACGUUGUGAGGAGAACACCAAGGUGUUUGGCCGACCCAUCAGCUGUUGGACGUGCUUGGUAGACCUGGAGGGGCUAAAUAUGCGUCACUUGUGGCGACCUGGAGUCAAGGCGCUGCUGAGGAUCAUCGAGGUGGUGGAGGCCAACUACCCAGAGACUCUGGGACGGCUGCUUAUCCUGAGGGCUCCCCGAGUAUUCCCUGUCCUCUGGACACUGGUGAGUCCAUUCAUUGAUGAAAACACCCGCAAGAAGUUCCUCAUCUAUGCAGGCAAUGACUACCAGGGUCCUGGAGGGCUUGUGGACUAUAUAGACAAGGAGAUCAUCCCUGACUUCCUGGGAGGAGAGUGUAUGUGUGAGGUGCCAGAAGGCGGCCUGGUUCCCAAAUCGAUGUACCGCACGGCCGAGGAGCUGGAGAACGAAGAUGUCCGCCUAUGGACCGAGACCAUCUACCAGAGCGCCAGUGUCUUCAAGGGAGCACCACACGAGGUUCUGAUUGAGAUCAUCGACGCCUCCUCAGUAAUCACCUGGGAUUUUGACAUGUGCAAAGGCGAUGUGGUUUUCAACAUCUACCACUCAAAGCGGGCCCCUCAGCCUCCACGUAAAGAAGCCCUGGGAGCCCACGGCAUCACAUCCCCAGGAGGCAACAAUGUCCAGCUUAUUGACAAGUCAUGGACACUGGGGCAGGAUUACAGCAUGGUUGAGUCCCCGCUCACCUGCAAGGAGGGCGAGAGUGUGCAGGGCUCUCACAUCACACGGUGGCCAGGAUUUUACAUCCUCCAGUGGAAGUUCUACAACAUGCCAGCCUGUUCAGCUACCAACCUACCCCGAGUGGAUGAUGUGCUUGCCACUCUGCAAGUCUCGUCACACAAGUGUAAAGUCAUGUACUACACCGAGGUGUUGGGCUCUGAGGACUUUAGAACGGCUUGCUGUGAUGUGCAGAGUUUGGGCUCGAUGACCAGCCUGGAGUCGAGCCACAGCGGCUUCUCUCAGCUCAGCGCCGCCACCACCUCCUCCAGCCAAUCACAGUCCAGCUCGAUGAUCUCCAGGUAGAAACUGGAAGCCAAGGACUUCAGUCCCCACAAUAUUCCCCCCCCCCCCAUGCCCUUACCUUUAACACUGAAGCCAACUCUCCUCCUGCCCUUCCUCAUCAUCUUUGGACUCUGUUCCUAUUGCACAGCCAGUCUCUAUGGAACUGAAGCAUGCUUGCACAAACAGAAGACAAGGAAUUUUAAAAAUCUGAGGCAAAAAUUAAACAGACUGUACAUUUAAAGGGCUGAUUUUUGCACAAAGGUGAUAUAUUUUUUGUGCCUGGCAUCUCUGCUGGGCAGCUGUUUGAAACAAAACAUUAGCAGAAUGUUUGUUUUUGUGGUGUUGAUCGAAGGUCAAAGGUCGGGAGAUGAAUUUCGGUGCCUUCGUUGCACUGGAAACUGAAAGAAGCAAUAUUCUCAUCCUGGGAGCUACAGGACCGGAUGAACACACUGGAGGCGCUGUUACAUAUAUGCAUUUACAUCUACACACACGUUUACAGCACUGAGAUGACACAUACCUCAUUCUUGUGUGCUUGCUGAAAAACUGGAAGCGCUGUUACAUACAAACAACACCACACACACGUAAACACAUGGAUGUUUGAAAACAUGCAAAAAUUUACAGUGUUUGCCAUAUUACCAGAGGGGUUUGUUCAAUCUGGUAAAAUUGUUUAUAGGUCAAGUGUGUGUGUGUGUGUGUGUGUGGGCACGGUAAACUCUGAACUAGACCUGGGUCGAAUAUCACCUGCAAAUACAUUUUGUUUUUCAAACCGCAUGGUGCAACGGAAUGGGUGGAGCUUACUGAAUCCUGACGGUGCAGAUGGUGUCAGCAGAGCCGCCAGUUGACGAGAAAAUGGCAUUCAGAUAUUUUCCCGCGGCUGUGUGAGCUUUUCUGUAGAUCACUUUGCCGUCUUAAUGUGGCACACCCCACCCGUCCGUCUCACGAGGGCUUUAUCACGUGUUGAAAAGCAUUUGGAUAUUUGACCCGGGUCGGACUCUUGGCGCAGAAAUCCGCUAAAAGCAAUAACACGUGUUUGACUUUCUACUGUGUGAAAUAUUUCUAUUUAUCAUUGAGAUGUUUGUGGAGGAUCGUGGGUGCUGAUUGCGAAUGAACUUUAUGUCGUGCAGGCAGGCAGACGAGCAAAACAGCCAGUAAACAGCUAAACAUCAUCACUUCCUGUCUCUGUUGCCAUUCUGCUAGGAUGGAAACAAAAUAAUGGUUUGCUUUCCAUCCAGAGUCGGCAUGUUUUGAGAAACUCUAGUCAAAAUCAAGUUGUAAAGGAAAUGCCUUCUUACUGAUUUGUGAAUGUGCUACUGAUGCCUGAAUUUAGAGGGUUGUGAUGUAAUUGGGCAGUACUGCCAUCAUUCUCCACUUAUUUUCCAGAGUGAUGAAGAUUUCAGUGUGCAUUAGGGAUGAAUGUUAUUUUGUGAUUAUCAUUUGACGGUGCACCAGUAGACAACAUAUUGAUACUGUAAAUGUGCUAGUGUUGGUUGGAGUUUGUUACUGUGUUUUGGGGAUGAGUACUUGAUGGGGUGAAGCAGUGGGGUGUGUUACUGCAUGCUCACGUGGUGAUUGGGUUUACAGAUCUAUUAUUUAAAGAUUAAGAUAUAGCCAUUUUAAGAGUCAUGUGUCAAUAAAAAUACCAUUUUAGCCUUCGUAAGCAUCACUUAGAACUGUACCUGCUUUUUUUAAAUUUCAAGAUCACCACUGUAAUAGAUGAGUGAUUGUGAAUUGAAUGAACAUUUCUAAAUGCAACACAUCCAUGCAACAAGAGUUUAUUAGCUUAAUAGGCAUUGAUGACUUCACAUAGAUCUGACUCCCUGUAGAGGGCAGACAUGCUCACCAUUGCCAAGGGUCAUGUGUGCUGUUGCCAUGGUUACCAAGUGCAGCUGACGAGCUAGAUUAAGACUGAGGCAUUCAGACCCCUGAAUAUACUGGCCCUGCAUCUUGUUUUUGAUACAUGGAACGGCUUGUUUUUGAAUAUGAAUUAAAGGUCAAGGGUUAACUUGUGGUAACUUUAUGUCAUAAACUGCAAUAACAUGAAAUGCUUUACUGAGAAAAAGGACCUCCUCAGAAUGUGGGCUGUUAAGUGUGUGUGAUGGUGUAAAAGGGUGAAUGUUAGAAGUGUUGGGGAUUAAAGAUAAGCCUGUAAAGUUUCUGUGAACACUCCCCCUGCCUCUCCCGGCAGGUGUGUUUCUCCACUCGGCCUCUUCUCACUCUUUGAAGCAUGUCUAGAACCACACGACUAACUUUUCCUUCAUCCAGUUAUUCUACAUUUCUCCAGUAGUUUGAUUGAUGAUGAAACAGGUAACAUCAGUUCCAGACUGAAGUACUUCUUGGACUUCCUUUUGUCUCUUGUUCUUUUUCUGUCUUUACUCUUUGUCACUUGUGCGCACACAGUUUUUUGCUGUUUUGUGUUUAAACAAUUGUCAUUGUGUAUAUCUUAGAGAGUAGAGUGGACCUUAAUUGAAACCAUGGGCAUAAAGAAGUGUACUCAGAUCAGAUGUUAUUUGAUUUCUGCUUAAAUUCAUGGUUACAAAUAACAUACAACUUCCAUGGUCUGCUGUCCUGUUUCUCUGACUUCAGCUCUUAAAACGUGCACAUUUUUCAUCAAGAUCUCAUUGACAAAUGAGGGCUAUAACUGUUUGUCUUGUCUGUUCCACACAUUUGUCUGUCUCUGCUUUUCUUUCUGACAUUGUUGCAUAUCUUCUCUGUACCUUGAUGUAAGGAAUUAUGUAAAGUACAUUGUUGAAUUAUUGAGAAUAUGGCGCCUUUACAUUUUUUGAAAACAUUAAACUUGAAUUAUGAGAAAAAUA
This is a messenger RNA of Acanthopagrus latus (yellowfin seabream), 5448 nucleotides long. RefSeq names its product SEC14-like protein 1. The transcript is spliced from 17 exons. Gene Ontology annotation, cellular component: cytosol; cytoplasm. Gene Ontology annotation, biological process: negative regulation of RIG-I signaling pathway. The coding region runs from base 443 to 2656 and encodes 737 amino acids. Gene Ontology annotation, molecular function: RIG-I binding. The record is from RefSeq and is a predicted model, not a curated record. Lineage: Eukaryota; Metazoa; Chordata; Actinopteri; Spariformes; Sparidae.